AUGAAGAACAGAAAUACUUCUGCUGCUAAACUUCAACCGAGCAAACAGAUGCUGGAAUUUGCUGCCAAGAUGAAAGCAAAUGCCAAGGAAUUAAUAAAGAAAUUUCUUGACAAGUUUUUUCCUGUAUCUAUUGACUGAUUGAUGAAACUGUUGUUCGGUAGCAUUGCUUCAUACAAGUAUAUGCUAGAACUAUUUAGUUACACUGGACACCAGGAAAUUGUUCCAUUUUUACAAAAUAUUUUAUAGUUUUAGUAUACUUUAUAUUUGUUAACGUUAACUGCUAAAUUAUAUUCACACAGGUGUAGCCUAUGUUGUGAAAGAUGAUGAAAAAAUGUUCAACUCACAACUGUCUUAGCAUGCGGGUGUUCUUUACACGUAAUGAUAUGUUACUUACUCCUUCAAAGUUUCAAACCACAAAUACCCUUAUAAUACAAAAAUGAAACCAGUAGGGAAACUUCCAAAGGCUAAAUAUAAAUAAAGGAAAUUUGCCAGGAAAUUUUGCAAUUUCUGGCAGGAAAUAUUGCAAUAAAUAAGGAUGAAAACUGGAUUUCCCAGUUUUAUGAAGUGGAAGCACUGUAUCAUUUGCUCGAUUUUUAAAUAGAAACUGCCCAACUGAAAAUUAGCAAGGUCAGCAAAAAGCUCCACCCUCUUGUACUCAAAAUUAUGGUGUUCAUAUAUUGUACUCAAAAUUAUGGUGUAUUAUAUUGUUUUCGCCAAAUAUUUAUUCAGAAAUCUUCCAUUUUCGAAAAUUCCAUUGGAAGGCAGGAUAACUGAAACCUAAUGUUGCCAGGCUGUGCAAUGAAAAUGGCUAUGUUCUUUAGUUUCUUGGUAUUAAAUGUACAUCUAGAAAUCAGUUCCUUAACUGAAGUUAAAUCCGCUGAGGGAUUAUUUCAAUAUAUUAUAUAAGCUGGCAUUAGCUUCAUGCCACUACAAGGUCAAGAGGCAAGACUGAUAAAUAUUUUACUAAACGAAAUUGACUUCAAUUAAUAAUUUCCAUCUUACAGAACUACUGUCAUGAAUCUCAAUGAUUUUAACUCAAAGCAGCACUUUAAAGACUCUCUACGAAUAGCGUAUGAUUUGGGGACAUUUUUCCAUGGAAUGAAAGUUUCGUCAUCCAUAGUGCUGUCCUACUACACCUAUCUCAAAGAGGGCUACAAGCAAAAUGAGAUAGCAUGCAAAUACUUCGAGCCUGAAUGUAUGGGAUAUCAGAGUGACAAUUACUGGAUUAUCUCCAAUGAUGCAAGAUAUAUUUUUACAGUACGGAUGUUUGCCACAAAUAACCAUUGUUACAUAACAAGAUGCCUGCUCGGGCAUUCACACUGACCUGAAAAUGAAGAUAUAUGUGCUAUGGUGCAAUAGACAAAGAACAAAAAUUGUGCACUGCAAACACAAAGUGUGUAAGGCUGAAAGCGUGGCGUGAUCCUGAGGAGAUGUUUUUAGAUAUAUACAGGAGUUGCAUAUCAAGGCAUAGUCAGUAUGGUCAAUUAUAUACAGGAUCAGACAAUCCUGCACAGGAAAUUCUGAACAGAAAUUGUUGCGCAUAAUUUUACAGAUACACUUGCAUUGUAAAGUUUCAUUGUACGAUACCUUUCGACUUUGAAGUAAGUUUGCAAAUAUUGAGUAGUUGGUUUAAUUGUAUGAAUAAAUUUCUGAUUGAUACAUUGCUGUUCAGCAAGUAGCAAUACAUACCGUUGAAAUUCAUCAGACCAUGAUGAAUCGUUGAAAUUCAUCAAACCAUGGCAAUCUAUUGUAAAGUUUCAUUGUACGAUACCUUUCGACUUUGAAGUAAGUUUGCAAAUAUUGAGUAGUUGGUUUAAUUGUAUGAAUAAAUUUCUGAUUGAUACAUUGCUGUUCAGCAAGUAGCAAUACAUACCGUUGAAAUUCAUCAGACCAUGAUGAAUCGUUGAAAUUCAUCAAACCAUGGCAAUCUAUUGUAAAGUUUCAUUGUACGAUACCUUUCGACUUUGAAGUAAGUUUGCAAAUAUUGAGUAGUUGGUUUAAUUGUAUGAAUAAAUUUCUGAUUGAUACAUUGCUGUUCAGCAAGUAGCAAUACAUACCGUUGAAAUUCAUCAGACCAUGAUGAAUCGUUGAAAUUCAUCAAACCAUGGCAAUCUAUUGUAAAGUUUCAUUGUACGAUACCUUUCGACUUUGAAGUAAGUUUGCAAAUAUUGAGUAGUUGGUUUAAUUGUAUGAAUAAAUUUCUGAUUGAUACAUUGCUGUUCAGCAAGUAGCAAUACAUACCGUUGAAAUUCAUCAGACCAUGAUGAAUCGUUGAAAUUCAUCAAACCAUGGCAAUCUUCAAGUAUUCAGGUUGAGAAUCUUCAAAACUACUUUGGCUCUCUGUUUAGUGGGUUUUCCAUUUCAAAUAAAUUUCGUAUAUUUUAAAAUUUUCGCGAAUUUGCAAUCAAAUUCUGUUACAUUUAUUGUUGUUUUCAAUAACCUGGAGUAGCGAUUCUCUGAUUGGUUAAUUCACGAUUGUUGUGAGAACUGCACAUUUCAUCAGCAAUUUUAAUCAAGUUAACCAUUGUUUCACUGUAGUAAUUUUAUAAAACAAUUACCAAAUGGUUUUCCAGGAUCCUGAAAGAGGGCGUCCAAUUUUGGUACAUCGAUACAUCUGCAGUAAAAACGUUCCUCUGGAAAACCUUUGAACUUUAAGUUACUUCAUUCAUGUCAGUAUCUGUUCCAAGCUCAUUAGAAAUUUUUCCAAACACUUGGCUUUGCGAGUUUGUGCCAUUAUGCUUCUUUACUUAACUACUACAUUUUCAUUCAGCCAGGUACACAAUGUCAAGUGUAUAAUAAUAAUAAUGAGAAUUUAAGCUAUUUUGUUUCAGAUAUAUUUACUAAUAUACUUGGGAAAUCAAUGAAAAUAAUUUCCCUUUUACCCCGGAAUUUGGGCAUCCAAAGGCGUCCAUUUUUUGUUCUAGGUGGCUAAAAGCCUGUGUGCAGGAUAGCAUAUCCAUGCACUUGGGAUGUUGCUCGACUUUCAGAAAGCAUAAAAAUACACUCACCUAUGGCUUGUGUGUUUUCACACUUUCCAAAAGUCUCGCAACAUCCUGUGUGCAUGGAUCACACAAUCCUGCACGGAAAACCAUUCGGUAUUCCUUUAUUUUAAAACAUUUUCGGAACAACUUUUAUCUUUUUGUCAUUGUCUACAUCCACUAUUUUACUGUUCCAAGUAUAUGCAAUGACAAUGAUUAUGUGUAGCCCGAUCCUGGUUAAUUUGGUUUCAUUGAAGUAUUAUGCUCAAAACAUGUAGCCUUGAUGCAUGAUUAUAGGCGAGGCACAAGUGAAUAAUCAUUCCAACACCCAAACCCUACAACAGGUAGGUUUCAUAAUUAGUCCCAGAUCACCAUGUCAAGAUACUACUACUGUAAAUAAAUAUAUCUAGUGUCCACUGUCUGUAGCUUGGCAUUCAUGGUAUGCUGUUGGUAACUUUCUACCAAUUAAUGCAGAAUGUAUGUUAAUUUUCUAGCCGAAAGUAAUGUGGGAAUGAUUUCCUUCGACAUAAAGUGUUGGGAAGUCAUUGAGCCUAUUCAUCUUUGGGCUCCAGUAAGGGAUACCAGAAAGAGUUCACAUGUCUUUGAGCAGAGGCAAUCAAAUGUAUGUAAGAAGUCUUUGGCACGAAAUUAUAUAACUUACACACUUUUAUGCAUAUAGGAUUUAUUGCACAAGGAAGAGGCUAUAGAUGAAUAAUGUUAAAUUUACUACAUGACUUUUUUCUCAUAUCCUGAAAAAAGCACUGAACUUCAUUAUCCGCCCACAAUAUCGAUUACUGCAGUUUUAAAUUAAUAUACCUUGUUAACAGACAUCCAGCAAACCAAUGAGAAUGCAAACUUUACGAUAAAAAUUAAUGAUUUUGUGUACACUAUAAGUUGGAACAUGUCUCGAUCUUUAUUUCUUGAACAAUCAUAACUGGUAAUAACAGUUACACAAAUUGUACAAUCACUAUGUUUUUCUAUUGAAAGGGAUGUAUUAGAAGACGAGUAUAUAGCUACACUAUAGGACCUCUCUGCUAGGUAAAAAAGUGCCCAGUUAACCUAGAAAAAAGACUAUUUGGUUAACUGGAUAUUCCUGGAUAAAUUUCCUGGUUCAGUUUUAUCUCACUUCCCACCAUAGUCUGGUUAAGUUAAUUAAUCAGGAAUCUGAAUAUACUGUAUUUGUCUAGGACAUCCUUGUUAAAAUAACCAGACCAUGUUAGGUGGAUAAAUAACCAAGGGGCCCCUGAUUUCUUAUCAACCCGACACAGUCUGGUUGAUAGGGUUAUUUUUACAUUAACCAGGAAAUUGUAACAAGUGUACAUUUUGUUUUCCUAUCAAAGAAAGAGAUUCAGGAAAGUUUGUCAAGGACCACAGUGGUUGGCAUGAUUGGUGACUCAACAAUUAGAAAAAUGUUCACUGCAUUUUUGCUGCAAGUUCAGGGAGGCUCGCUUGCUGGAUCAAGCAAGGAAGGGAUGAGUGCUCCAAAAGCUGCAGUCUUGAUGACUUCCAACUCUGAAGAACUUCCAAGGUACAUUAAUUACUUUACAAACAAUUGCAUUACAGCUUCCACAGAUAUGAAGCUGUUUUAUGUGUUAGCAUUACAGCAUUUGAUUUUUUAAUACAUACAGUACAUAUCAUACAGUAUUUAUAUGCAACCAUGUGUUUUGUCAAUCGUGUACGGAUAUGGUGUCUUUCAGAUGCCGUUUUUCAUAAUCAAUUUUUUUAGGGUGGUUGGUUGAUCUCAAUUUUUAAAUUUUGAUUUUUUAUUUGAUGUAGACUUAUUGGUAAAGUAGUCCAGUUUAACUACUCUGGGCCUGUGAGUGACCACCCGGCAUACAAUAAGGACUUGUUGCACAACAACCUUCCAUUUAUAGAAGAAAACAAG
Molecule: messenger RNA, 4863 nt
Organism: Paramuricea clavata
Lineage: Eukaryota; Metazoa; Cnidaria; Anthozoa; Malacalcyonacea; Plexauridae
Source: the annotation of a GenBank genome assembly